AGGUGGCAGCAUUUCAUUGAGCGUCUUUCUCCCGCACAGGAACAAAAAUGAGCGGGAGAAUUUGUGUUGUUGUUGUGGGCCAAAUACAAUGACGGGCUCUAUGAAAGAUAUUAAUGUUUUCUGUGAGAUAUUAACAUUUUAAUACUUAAUUUUGCUAUUGCUUUGAAAGUAAAACUUAUCGCAAACGCAAAGUUCGCACCAAGACUUUCAAGCUGCCAAAACAAAGAAGAGUGUAACGUAAGCGCCGAAUUGCGGUCAGCUAACAGUUACCAGUCACGGGAAUGUUGGCUUUGAAACAGAGAACCGGACUAUCUGCGGGUUUAUGAGCUUCACUGGCGGAAAAACAUUUCUUUAACCAGGGCUGGACACGAUGUCCCAGGUCAAAGCCAAAAAGAAACUGCAUUAUUAUCAAGGACAUGAAAUAGUAAAUUCUGAAUUCAAGAUCGAUAAUGUUUUGAACCUGCGUGACAUUGACAAUCUCUUCGAUGACAUUGAUGCUGACUCUGAGCUGGGUUUGCCUCUGCUUUCUCCCUUGCCAAAAAGCACUGGUGUGAAUAGUCAGAAGAAAAGUGGAAGUUCUUCUGAUCCCGAAAAGAUGAAGGCAUCAUAUAAACAGGUGCCCAAGGAUGCUUUAGUCCAAGAAAAUGGCAUUCAAGAGGAUGAAAUGAUUGAUAAAGAGAGUCCAUUUAAAGAAAUUGCUCCCAUAAAGACGUCCAGCCCUAUUGCUUUGGCAACAGAGAGAGAUGAAACGGUGGAUGGAGUCAGAUCUGUGGCUGAUCCUCUUCUCUUCGUUGAGGAUGACGAACCCAUUGGUGGAGACUUGAGCAAGGCGUCCUGCACUCAGCAAUCAGAACCGGUCAAGGAAUCCCUCUAUGGGGAUAGCGGGUCUCUGGCAUCACCACCGGAAAAGCUUGAGUUUAGAAAAACUACUAAAUCAAAUGCUGGUUCCUUAUCAAGGAAUAAAGAUCCAAGUCAACUUUCUCCUGUUAUGGUUCAGAAGAGUGAAACAAAACUUCAGGAGGCAGAGCAAUGCAAGAAUCAGGUGGUGGAGGAUCCAGGCCAAGGAUUGUCUUUCCAGCACAAGCUUAAACAGGUCUUGAUGCCUAAAUCCCCAUGUUCCAGGAAACAAGCAACAGUUCCAGCUCCUCCACCUGCCGAUUUAGAGGAGGAUUUCAUGAUCCUAGAUGAUGAGGCUCCUGUUCUUUUUGUCAUUCCUCGCAAGGCAGAGGUCAGCGGGAACAAAAGACCUGUCCCAACAGACACCGCAAAGGAGAAUGUACUUACAGAACCGCACUCUACAGAUCAGCUCUCACAGAGUGAAACAGAUACAACAAAUCUCCAUGGGAAGGAUGAUAAAAGAAACACAGCACAAAUUGAGUCUGGUAAACAAAAACCGAAAGGAAAACGUGGAAAAGGCUCAAAAAAGAGUGUAAAAGACUCUGUGACUCAUGAUGAUCUUGAGGACGGAGCAGACCUUGUAACUGAAAUGGUGGAGGACAGAGUUACAUUUCAAACUGACACAAAAACAGUCAAACAUAAUCACAAUUUACCAAACUGA
Molecule: messenger RNA, 1558 nt
Organism: Cyprinus carpio (common carp)
Lineage: Eukaryota; Metazoa; Chordata; Actinopteri; Cypriniformes; Cyprinidae
Source: RefSeq, a predicted model, not a curated record